This is a messenger RNA of Erythranthe guttata (spotted monkey flower), 1273 nucleotides long. RefSeq names its product protein WAVE-DAMPENED 2. The record is from RefSeq and is a predicted model, not a curated record. Gene Ontology annotation, molecular function: microtubule binding. Gene Ontology annotation, biological process: microtubule cytoskeleton organization. Lineage: Eukaryota; Viridiplantae; Streptophyta; Magnoliopsida; Lamiales; Phrymaceae.
UUUUUUACCACAUUUUUCAAUUCUGUACUUCGAUUUUAGUUUUCUUUUGGUUUUCUGAGUUGAAGUUCUUACGCAAGCAGAUCUAACUCAGUAAUAUGGGACUGGAAGGCAGUGACGUUCACAUUGACAAGGAGCCAGACGGUGUUAUCGUCUGUGAAAUAAAGGAAUGUGAUAUUGAAAAGUCAGUUGAGCUAACAAACCUGUGUCAAGCCGAGGCAUGUGCGAAGAAUUCACAAAGCACCGAUAGUGAAAUUAAUUUAUCCAAUGAGGAUGCAGCACGUGGAUGUACGAAAUCGAAAAGUGAUAAUAAGAAGACGAGAGCUUGUGGCAAAAAGACUACCGUUCCGCAGCCGUUUGCUCUGGCAACUGAAAAACGAGCAACAAGUGGGGCCCGUCCUUAUGGGCCCGAGUCUGACAGUACAGCCGUUGGAGAUAAACCGUCGAAAGCUCACAUCUUGCAGCAUCCAACUUCCUCAAAAGAGAAUCGAACACUCUCACAUGUUAUACCAAGAAAGCCAUUGCAACCUGACAACAAGAACCACCUCGAUGAAGACACUUGUUCUGUCACCUCGUCAACUGUGGCUUCGGUAAGAAAGAUUAAGGCAACUGUGGCCUCAGCCCCAGUGUUCAAGAGCAGUGAACGUGCUGAACGAAGAAAGGAGUUCCUAUCGAAAUUAGAGGAGAAGCAUCAAGCAUUGGUAGCCGAGAAAACUCAAUGCGAGGCAAGGACUAAGGAAGAGACCGAAGCAACUAUAAAACAACUAAGGAAGAGUUUGAAGUUUAAGGCUAGUCCAAUGCCAAACUUCUACCAUGAGGGCCCACCACCCAAGGCUGAACUAAAAAAGCCACCUCCAACUCGUGCGAAAUCACCCAAAUUGGGCCGAAGAAAAAGCUGCAGUGAUACAAAAAGUUCAGUCCAAGGAAACAAUGAAGCUCGCCAGAGUUUUCCCAUCACAAACACGAAAACUAGGAUUAAUAUACGAAACGAUACUGCUUCAGACAAAACGGAGACAGCUGUUCAUUCUUGAUGAUCUGUUGUAAGUGUUAUCUAAUUAAGAUCUUAAUUUAUUUUUAAUCCUCUGUUUAAAGAUUACUUUCAAGUGGUGUUUUCUUUAAAUUAAAUUAAUGUAUGAUGUAAAUUUUUCCUGCAAGAUAAAACACAUUUGGAAAUUGGGGCUGUCUCAAUUUUUGACAUGUUCCAUAGAUUUUGCCUUUAGUGUAUAAGUUGUGGGCCAUAUGUGUAAUAAUUUUCAAAAGCAGUACAAGGAAAAAA